UUGGUUUUCCAUGGGGUGGGUGGGUUCUAAUUUCACUCCCCGCGUGUUGCAUCUGUCCACCCAAAUUCCAUUGCUUCUGUCACCCAAAUUUCCUAGGGUUUUCCUCUCCCAUUCGCGCCGGCUUUGUCCCCUUCCUCUUCGUCGCCAUCCACCGCCGAAGUCAAGCUCAGACUUGGGCUUCGUCGCCAUCCACCGCCGAAGUCGAGCUCAGACUUGGGCUUCGUCGCCUUCUCCGAUCUCCGACUUCCUGUGAGUCGCCAUCCACCGCCGAAGACAAGCUCCGUCUUGGGCCUCGUCGCCAUCUCCGCAAAAGACCAGCUCCGACUUCGUGUUCGUCGCCAUCUCCGCAGAAGACCAUCUCCGAUUUCGAGUUUCAGGCCACCGGCAGAUCUUCAUCUUCUUCCACGGUUUAUUGCUUUUUGUUGAAGAUAGAAGGAUAUCCAAGUUGCAAAUUUUGUUCCCUGAGGACCACAGAUUGGAUUAGAUGGCAGACUGGGAGGAUGAGCCAAUCCCAUCUCUUCUUAAAAAAGAACAGCCGAAGAAUAGUUGGGAUGAUGAAGAUGUGGAUGACAAUGAUGUCAAGGAAUCUUGGGAGGAUGAAGAUGAACCUGCUCCGGCACCUGCGCCUGCGCCUGCACCUGCACCUGCACCUGUACCUCCAGUUGAAAAGGUCCCUAAGAAGACAAGUGCAAAAGCUAGUGAAGACAAAGGAAAAACUGUUGAGGUAGUGAAGGAAGUGCCACUAAAUGCUGUGGCUGAAAAACUUCGUCAACAGAGGCAGCUUUAUAUGGGAGUGCUUGAAGGUGUUGUACAUUUUUAUGCCUAUCUUGUGUUGAACAUGCAUGCACAAUCGGUUUAUACCUUAGAGGAUCAUCUGAAAGGGAAGGAUUUAUGUUUACUUUUCCCUUCUAUACUUAUAUCAUACAGACUUGUGGAGGAGGCUGAUUUUAAGUCCACCAGAGACUUGUUUGGUGGGAGAGGUGACGAGAAGACCCUUGAUAAUUUUAUUCCCAAAUCUGAAAGUGACUUUUUAGAAUAUGCAGAACUCAUUUCUCAUAAACUUCGCCCAUAUGAGAAAAGAUUCCAUUACAUUCAAUUGCUCAAAGAUGUAAUAAGAUUGUCAAUGAUGUCUCUGAAAGCAGCAGAUGCAAAGGAGGUUGCGUCUUCUGUCACUGCUAUAGCAAAUGAAAAACUAAGAGCGGAGAAGGAAGCCAAUGCUGGUAAAAAGAAGACAGGUGGGAAGAAGAAACAACUCCUUGUUGAUAAGCCAGACGAUGAUGUGGUAGUUGAUGGUUAUGAUGGUUAUGACGACUUUGAUUUUAUGUGAGUCCUUUUGGUGUCUCUGGAUUUCUCCCCCAAAGAAAUCUAGGAUCCAGUUAAAAUUGUUCCCAGUAGUGGUGAGUGGUGACAAUCGACCGGCAUUUUCUGCUUCAAACCCCUGAAAUUUGAAUGUGUUGAACUUGCAGUAACGUUGAAUAAAAAGGCUUCUGAAAUUUGACUUGUGUACUU
Messenger RNA from Diospyros lotus (date-plum), 1509 nucleotides. RefSeq lists its product as uncharacterized. The record is from RefSeq and is a predicted model, not a curated record. Gene Ontology annotation, cellular component: eukaryotic translation initiation factor 3 complex; cytoplasm. Gene Ontology annotation, molecular function: translation initiation factor activity. NCBI's taxonomy places the organism in Eukaryota, Viridiplantae, Streptophyta, Magnoliopsida, Ericales, Ebenaceae. The transcript is spliced from 8 exons. The coding region runs from base 485 to 1327 and encodes 280 amino acids.